Molecule: messenger RNA, 2502 nt
Organism: Megalops cyprinoides (Indo-Pacific tarpon)
Lineage: Eukaryota; Metazoa; Chordata; Actinopteri; Elopiformes; Megalopidae
Product: CXADR-like membrane protein
Exons: 7
Coding region: 433-1659 (408 amino acids)
Cellular component (GO): cytoplasmic microtubule; cell surface; membrane
Source: RefSeq, a predicted model, not a curated record
GGUCGGGAUCCGAGCGUCCCGCUGCCUGGCUCGUAUGAAAAUGCUGGUGGAUUUAGUUGCUCUCGUUAGUCUUGCAAGGGAAUGUGAGCGCUUCAGACUCUAGAGGUCUCCAUCCUUCAGCAUCCUUCUCCUUACAGUAUCGCUCUCCUCAUUGUGUGCCGAGAGCAGUAAAGAGACAAGACAGGCGCACAGCACCCAGAAGAACCGGAGACAGGCAUCCUCAGUGAAACCGCAGGGAACUUUAGAUUUAUUUAUUUGGUAUUUUAAUGGAGUCGAAGAUAAGAACGCGCUGUAUAUUUUUGUGAAGAUCUGGGCAUUCGAACUGUGUGAGAUAUGCCGCCCGCGGAUCCGGUUAAAUGUUAAGGUCUAUUUUAUUUUCCCCAGAAUUUCUCCUGGACUGCUCCGCUGUGAGUGUACACUUCGGUGACUCAAAUGUAUUUUAAGGGAGUCAGAAUAAAUUCCUCUCAGCUCUCUUGUUUGGGAUUUUCAGCCGAAGUGUCUGCCGUGAUGUCUGGAACAUUUCGUUCGUUGUUUUUAGUUCUGCUGAGCCUGCUGACGGCGUGGGCCCAGACAGAGAUGAAGAGGGUGGUGGGGGACAAUGCCACCCUGCCGUGCCACCACCAGUUUUGGCAGUCGGAUCCCCAGACGCUGGACAUCGAGUGGCUCCUGCAAAAGCCCAACUCCAAGCAAAGAGUGGUGAUCACGUACUUUGGGGGCACGGUGUACGUCCAGAACGAGAGUGAGCAGAGCCGGCUGUUCUUCGCGGGGGACUACCUGAAGGGGGACGCCUCCCUGCUCAUCAGUGACCUCAUGCUGACCGACUCCGGGGAGUACAGCUGCAAGGUCAAGAGCGGCGGGAAGUACCACUGGGGCACGGUCAACCUCAUCGUGCUGGUGAAGCCCUCGAAGCCUCGGUGCUGGAUGGAGGGACGGCUCCUGGAGGGCAGCGAUGUGAAGCUGAGCUGCAAGUCCGCCGAUGGUUCUGAGCCCAUUCACUACAAGUGGGAGCGUGUCCUGGACAAGGGCAAGAAUGUGGGGAAGCUGCCCCCAUUCACACUCAUAGAUUUGAAGAACCCUGAGAUUGUAACCCUGAGGAACCUGACGCAGGACAGCACAGGCAUCUACAGGUGCACAGCCAGCAACGACGUGGGGGAGGAGAACUGCCUCAUCGAGGUCCCCAUGCACUAUGUGCGGGGAAUGGGUGUGGUUGCAGGAGCCAUGGUGGGUGUGUCCUUCGGGGUCCUCCUCAUCAUCCUCAUCAUCUGGUUGGUCUUCCGCAAGAAAGAGAAGAAGAAGUAUGAGGAGGAGGAAACACCCAAUGAGAUCAGGGAGGACGCUGAAGCUCCCAAGGCGAAGUUGGUGAAGCCCAAUUCGCUCUCUUCCUCCCGUUCCGGGAGCUCCCGCUCUGGAGCCUCCUCCACCCAGUCCAUGGUGCACAGCAGCGCCCCCCGCGGGCACCGCCCCCGGCCUCCAGCCGUGGCUGCUCUCAAGGAGAAUGGACAGCCCCCCACCUUCCCCCAGUCACCCCCGGCCUACACACAGGUGGUGCCCAAGACCCCUGAGCCCGGCACCCCUAAACUCAGUCCUAGCAACCUGACCAGGAUGGGGGCCACUCCUGUCAUGAUCCCUGCCCAGACCAAGGCCUUUCAGACUGUGUAGGAAGGAAUGAUAAUACCAGCUCUCACCCCUUGACCACUGACCCCUGAUCUUUAUGAUCCCCAAUGUGUCCAGAAAAAAACAGACUUUGAACAAAAAAAAAAAACAACGAAAAGUAAAGUAUAACGGAUGUAAUUAAAGGAAUUCAUAAUAAAACAGUUUAAAAGAAUGCAUACUUAAAAAGGGAAAAUCAGAUGUGCUUGCCCCUUCUGAAUAAAAAAAUAAACAAAACUAGACAAGAAUUAGCAUCUUUGUUUAUGCAGUUGUUUUAACAGAAGCAGCGCUUUUUUGUUGUUUUCCAUUUUACCUUUUGAAGGCAUGGAGAGUAAUGUGCACACUGAGGUGGAAGGAAACCCCAAGUGGAAAUUAUUUAUUUUUAAAAUCAAGGGACAGGAGCGCAGAGAGGAGAGCGAUGUAGCGCAUCAGAAGUACUCAAGUCUCCAGGUUUAGCGGAAACAGCGAGGGACUUGAAAAACAAGACGCAGGGACGACGGCAGCCGCCCGCCAGGGACAGAUGGGCCGCUUUCCCGCUCACGCUAACCACAGUCAAACGAGAGGGGCCGCCAAAAAAGAGAAAACGGUCCCAAUGCUUUCCUUCAUCACCUGAUUCUCUGACUCAUUCUCUGUUUUGGCCGCCGCCCGCGCCCCACUUUCGCCCACGCGCUAAACCGAAGGAGACAUUGCGGCACUUCCCAUGGUAACUCUGUGGGGUUACAGACAGAGAGGACACUUUCCCAGUUUGUGGGGUCCUGUACAAGGCUCACAAACAGUGAUGGAAUGCACUGGGUUGGAAGAGGUAAAAAAAAAAUGCAACUCCAGUUCACACAAUUCACAAUUCACUUUUCA